AUGGGAUCUGGGUCCUCAGCAGCUCAACUGAAAGUCAUUCACCUCGACGUUAACGGGAAGAUACAGAAGGAUGAGGUCAGGGGUGGGUUUUCCCCCCCGUGUGGUCGGUUCCCUCCCGACCUGCCGCAAACCCAGUCUCGCAGUAACGUCCUGCAGGCCCUGACCAGCUCCAUCAGUAACGCUGCGUCUGAGCCCCUCUCGAUGGUGAUCUUCAGUUGCCUUUCGAGCCCCUCCGAUAUCCGGGAAAUCGUCUCUGUCGCAGCCGGAGCCUACAGAGGGGAGCCAGUGGUUUUGUUUGAUCCAGUUGGAAAUCCGAUCGGGAUAGACCCUGGGAUACCAGAGAACAGCGAGAGUUCCCCGUACACCGUCAUCGUUCAGAGUGACCCUGCAGCUGAGAGGGCGAAUCCCCGGCGAGCUGAUCUUACUGCGGUCUCCCAGGAGCUCGCUCGCCUCCUCACGGUCGAUGAUUUCCAGAGUGAACUCACCACCAAACUGGACUUGUUGGAGCGUCAGAUGGAUGUGCAACUCCAGAAAGCAGCAGAGGUCGAGAGAUGCAACAAGGACAUCGAGAGACUUUGGGAGACUGUCCGUCAGCAGCGAAGAUUGGAACACGUGUGUGAGUGUGUCUCGACAAGUACGGUCAGAAAGUUCACACCGAGACGCGACAUUCCCACCUAUCCCAAGUAUACUCUGUCGCAGGAAACUAUCGGAGCUCUGAAGACACCGACUUUUGACGUUUGGCUGUGGACUCCGAAUGAGAUGCUGAGCUGCAUUGAGUUCAUGUUCCACGACCUGGGCCUGGUCCAGGAGUUUCACAUCGACCCUAUCACCCUGAAACGCUGGCUGCUCUGUGUGCAGGAGAAUUACCGGGAUGUUCCUUUUCACAACUUCCGGCACUGUUUCUGUGUCACGCAGAUGAUGCAUGGGAUGGUUCAUCUCUGUAACUUAAAGGCCAGGCUGACCAUGACAGAGAUCCUAGUCCUCAUCACGGCCUCUGUGUGUCACGAUAUGGACCACCCGGGCUACAACAACGCAUAUCAGAUUAACGCACAGACAGCGAUAGCCAAGCGUUACAAUAAUACCUCGCCACUGGAGCACCAUCACUGCGCUGUCACGUUCCAAAUCCUCGCUGACCUCGACUUCAACAUCUUCAGCAAUAUCCACCCGGAACUGGUCUCACAGAUCCAGGAGGGUCUGACCGACCUGAUACUGGCCACAGACAUGGCCAGACAUGAUGAAAUCAUGAGCGCGUUCGCACACUGUGUUGAGCACUUCGAUUUUCAGAACAUUGAGCACCUCACUUUGUUGAAGCAGGUGCUGAUCAAAUGCUGUGACAUCUCGAACGAGGUGAGGCCUAUGGAGGUAUCCGAACCCUGGGCUGACUGUCUCCUCGAGGAGUACUUCAUGCAGAGUGACAGAGAGAAAUCGGAAGGCCUGCCCGUUAUGUCCUUCAUGGACAGAGAUAUUGUCACCAAAUCCAGCGUGCAAAUGGGAUUCAUCCAGAUGGUCCUCAUUCCCAUGUUCGAGACAGUCGCAAAGUUAUUCCCGGAAUUGGAUGAAGUGAUGGUGAUACCUUUGAAGGAAGCGAGAGCUCGCUAUGAGAAACUGUUCCAGUCUGAGGGAAGGGCUGAGGGACGAGAUUCCUGCUCUACAUUGUGA
Molecule: messenger RNA, 1659 nt
Organism: Hemiscyllium ocellatum (epaulette shark)
Lineage: Eukaryota; Metazoa; Chordata; Chondrichthyes; Orectolobiformes; Hemiscylliidae
Product: high affinity cGMP-specific 3',5'-cyclic phosphodiesterase 9A-like
Exons: 18
Coding region: 1-1659 (552 amino acids)
Biological process (GO): cGMP catabolic process
Molecular function (GO): 3',5'-cyclic-GMP phosphodiesterase activity
Source: RefSeq, a predicted model, not a curated record